Molecule: messenger RNA, 1287 nt
Organism: Leishmania braziliensis MHOM/BR/75/M2904
Lineage: Eukaryota; Euglenozoa; Kinetoplastea; Trypanosomatida; Trypanosomatidae
Exons: 1
Coding region: 1-1287 (428 amino acids)
Source: RefSeq, a predicted model, not a curated record
AUGUUGCAUCUAGCGUCGGAGCCGCAGAGGAAGAAGGGGCCAGCGGUGCCCGAGUACAGUCGCUUCCUGUUUGGUCUGGCACUGCUACUCACCAUCCUCUCUGACAGCUCCAUGAACAGUCAUUUCGCGGCACUCAGCACUAUCAUCACAGCCAACAGCGACCCGAGCGCGUUGCAGCAGCUGGCAACCUUUGCCGCCAUGGAAGACGUUGCGGAGGAGGAGCACCUCGAUUGGGGUUCCACUGGUCGACUUGUUCAUGCGCAGCCAACAUCGCUGGCGAAGCCGCGCAGCGCGGUACCGCCGAAUCCACUGGAGCUGGACAGCGUCUCUCCCCGGACACACCACCGCACCGACUCGGAUAAUAUGCUCAGCGAUAGUCACAGGUCGCUCACUGGCACCUCCACGGAUGAAACGGCCGGCAAGUCAUCUACUGCUUCAUCAUCUUUCUCUCGCCGCCGUCCCCAUCGCCGCCAUCACUGCCGCCGCAGUACUGCGAGCGGAGCCGUGUCUGACGUGCUGUCCAACGGUGAGGCUGCUGCGAAGCUAAGCGCGCCCCGUCCGGUCCACAGCUACGUGAUGUGGACAAAGUUCCACGUGAUGGAGCUCGCCAACAGUACGGGCUCAAACAACUUUGUCCACAUCACGGAACGCUUCUUGCAGUACCAGCGGAUGUUCCCCAUUAUCUAUCGGUGUGACCUGAGCAAAGUCGACUGCCCCUAUGAGGCAGACCUGCUGGCUUUCCCCAAGGUCGGUCUCGCAGCUUCCAGCCGGUGGGCUUGCGAGAGCUGCGGUAAAAGGCACAACGUCGUCUGCGAGAGUUGCCUGCGCUGUCGCACCCCGGGGCCGUACGCGAAGUUGCUCAUCGGCCAGGUAGUGAAGGCCGUUGGCUGCACUGAGAGCCUCGUGCGCUUCUUCUACGCCACUCACCCCGAUCUCAUGAUUCACCGCGCGGAGUGCCACUACGAUACGGACGGUGGCGUCGCGGGGGGUGGUAAGGGGUGUGCUUCCAUCUACAUUCGCCGCGAGGAUGCUGCGCCGCUUCAGCAGAAGCUACAUCACAACGCAUUCUUUGACGUGGACAGCGAGACGGAGGAGCUGCUAGUCUACUACGUGUACGCUGAGCAGCGGGAGUGGCUGCAGCGUUAUGUGCAGCAACGCAUCUCGACCGCGGAGCGGCGCCCUCUCUUUUUGCCUCUGUCGCCAUUGGUGGUAAAGGAGAGUACGCCUUGCGCGGCACCAGCGAGGCGUUGCAUCGGUCGCGGGCAGGGCCGCCAGCAUCAGGGGUGA